Diatraea saccharalis (sugarcane borer) is the source of this 1686-nucleotide messenger RNA. The record is from the annotation of a GenBank genome assembly. NCBI's taxonomy places the organism in Eukaryota, Metazoa, Arthropoda, Insecta, Lepidoptera, Crambidae.
AUGAAUAAUGAAAUUUAUAAAGUUUGUUUUAUCCUCAUUUAUAUUCACAUAAAUGUUCCAAUAACAAUUCAGGAAAGUGUUGAUGUAAAAGUGAAAGGCAGUAUAUUUAUUGGAAAACAGUUAUUCAGUGUUUUUCAAAACAAACCUUACAGUGCAUUUUGGAAAAUACCUUACGCUAAAGAGCCAUUACGUGAAUUAAGAUUUAAACCACCGGAGUUGAAUAAAUUGCGCAAUGAAACAUUCGACUACAGUAAUUGUCGCAAAGAUACUUGUAGAUGUUAUGAAGAAGAUUGUCUUCAUCUAUCCAUUUUCAUGCCGUUUUUAUAUAAUCAAACACGGAGUAUUCCGGUCGUUGUUUGGCUUGGUGGUACUUCCAAAUCAUUACGUCCAGAUUUUUUUAUAGAAGAAGAGGUGGUCGUGGUCACAGUAUCGUAUAGAAAAGGUAUUUUUGGUUUUUUAAAUACCGGUGAUGAGUUUGCUGAAGGUAAUAUGGGAGCAAAAGAUACAGUGGUAGCGUUGAAGUGGAUUAAUAGUUACAUUGGUUCAUUUCAUGGAGAUCCUAAUAGAGUAACAGUUGUAGGCGUAAGAAAGGCAGCUACUAUAGUUGCGUCAUUACUUCUCACUUCUGUGGCUGAUGGCUUGUUCAAAAGAGUGAUAAUUAUGAGCGGUAGUGCACUUUCACCCUCUGACUACAGAAAUUAUAAUUUUGAAGUAACAAAUAAACUAUACUGGAACCUAAACGGUACUUUGGAUAAACUGAACCGUACUAAACUCUAUGAAAUGCUAAAAAAUUAUACUACUACCGAGAUAUAUUUAGCAUCUCGAGACAUUUUUGACAGUACAGAUGUUCGUGACAAUCAGAGGUUGAUAAACGCUUUCAGUCUAAGUGUUGAAAGUUCUAAAGAUGCUUUCAUGAAAAGACCUCCUUGGGAAGUUUACAAAUCACGACUCACAAAUAACAAUAUAGAUGUUCUUAUGGGCUACACGAGCCUGGAAUCUCUUUACAAAUUAAACGGUUUUGCUGAUAAUAAAAAUCUUUUGAUGUAUUUGAAUUACAAUUUUCAAUAUUUAUUGCCGUUCGAGGGAAUAAAGGAUGAAUACGGUUCGAAACGAUAUAGAAAGAUACGGAAGAAAAUAAUGGAUUUUUAUUUUAUUAAUGGGACUAUUGGAGUGAGAAGUUUGAGGCGUUACGCAAAAUACGUUUCGGACCAAGUGAUUUAUCCUUUAGUGCGUCAGGCGCGCCUCCACGCCGAGGUGUCUUGCAGGAACGUUUACCUAUACAGAUUCUCGUUUAAGGGAUUGUUUAAUAUGGGUUGGGACUCAUCAGUUCCUUAUUUGAAUUGGAGUGGAGCGACUGCUGGUGACGAAAUCUGUUACCUUUUCAAAUGUAAAUCAGUAUACGUCGACUACAAUAAUGCUGAUGCGUCGAUUGAAGGGCAGUUCAUUAAGAAAUUUUUGCGGCUGCUAACAAAUUUCGCCAAGAGCGGGGAUCCGACCCCGACGACCAUGGAUAAUAUUUUAGGGGAUCUCAAAUGGGAACCUUUGAGGUCCGACAAGUCUUUAAGGGCCAUGAAUUUGAGUCGCAAGCUUAAAAUGGUCGACGUACCAGAAGGGAAAAGGGUGAAGUUUUGGGAUGAGUUAAAAAGUGAAUUCUUUGCCGAGCAAGUUUACAAAGAGGAAUUUUAA